Messenger RNA from Hirundo rustica (Barn swallow), 1569 nucleotides. RefSeq lists its product as uncharacterized. The transcript is spliced from 2 exons. The record is from RefSeq and is a predicted model, not a curated record. Bases 463 to 1383 code for a protein of 306 amino acids. NCBI's taxonomy places the organism in Eukaryota, Metazoa, Chordata, Aves, Passeriformes, Hirundinidae.
CCAAAAACUGACCUGGGACACCCAAAAACUGCCCCGGGACCCCCAGAAAUUGUAUUGGGAUUCCAAAAACUGCUGUGAGACUCCAAAAAACUGCCCUGGGACCCCCCCAAACUGCUCCAGGACCCCCAAAAACUGCCCUGGGACCCCCAAACUGCCCCAGGACCCCCCAAAAUUGCCCUGGCUCCCCUAAAAACUGCUCUGGGACCCCCAAAUUUGACCCCUGUGUAUCAGAGCCUGGCUUAGGGCUGGGUUUGCGUGUCUGAGGUGAGCUUCAGGUGUGUCAGGAGUGUCCCCAAAUGUCCCCAAGCACGUCCUGGCAUGUCCUGACUUGUCCCCGUGGCACUCUGAGGCGUGUCCUGGCAUGUCCCCACCCCAGGCCAUGCCCUCAGGUGUGUCCCCAAAUGUCCUCACCCCGGGCCAUGCCCCCAGGUGUGUCCCCAAUGUCCCCAAGCGUGUCCCCAAAUGUCCCCACACUGGCCAUGCCCUCAGGUGUGUCCCCAAAUGUCCUCACCCCGGGCCGUGCCCCCAGGUGUGUCCCCAAAUGUCCCCAAAUGUCCUCACCCCAGGCCAUGCCCCCAGGUGUGUCCCCAAGCGUGUCCCCAAAUGUCCUCACCCCGGGCCAUGACCCCAGGUGUGUCCCCAAAUGUCCCCAAAUGUCCCCACACUGGCCAUGCCCCCAGGUGUGUCCCCAAAUGUCCCCAAGCGUGUCCCCAAAUGUCCCCACACCGGGCUGUGCCCCCAGGUGUGUCCCCAAAUGUCCCCAAGCGUGUCCCCAAAUGUCCCCACCCCAGGCCAUGCCCCCAGGUGUGUCUCCAAGCAUGUCCCCAAAUGUCCCCACACCGGGCCGUGCCCCCAGGUGUGUCCCUAAAUGUCCCCAAGCGUGUCCCCAAAUGUCCCCACCCCAGGCCAUGCCCUCAGGUGUGUCCCCAAAUGUCCCCAAGCGUGUCCCCAAAUGUCCCCACACUGGCCAUGCCCUCAGGUGUGUCCCCAAGCGUGUCCCCAAAUGUCCCCACCCCAGGCCAUGCCCCCAGGUGUGUCCCCAAAUGUCCCCAAGCGUGUCCCCAAAUGUCCCCACACUGGCCAUGCCCUCAGGUGUGUCCCCAAGCGUGUCCCCAAAUGUCCCCACCCCAGGCCAUGCCCCCAGGUGUGUCCCCAAAUGUGUCCCCAAAUGUCCCCACCCCAGGCCAUGCCCCCAGGUGUGUCCCCAAAUGUCCCCACCCCAGGCCAUGCCCUCAGGUGUGUCCCCAAAUGUCCCCACCCCAGGCCAUGCCCCCAGGUACCUCAGCCCACGCUGUCCCCUCGUGUCCCUUCUCGGGCCACACUCUGAGGCGCAUCGGGGGUGUCACCCCGUGUGUCCCCAACACAUCUCUGGUGUGUCACUGAUGUGUCCCUGUGUGUCCCCCUGUGUCCCCCAUGUGUCCCUGUGUGUCCCCAUGUGUCCCCAACAUGUCCCCAAUGUGUCCCUCACAUGUCCCCGUGUCUCCCCCCGUGACCCACAUGUCCCUGUGUCCCCAUGUCCCUUGUGUCCCCCCGUGUCCCCCAUGUCCCCCCGUCCCUGUGUCCCUUGUG